ACUCAAAUACAAGGAAAUCUUGGUCGAUAAGAUGCCAGAAAUUUGUGACUGAAACUUACUUUUACCUGACCUCCAAGGUUAAUAUCACAUUUCACAUUAAGGUAUUUUUCAUCCUAUAAUGUUAAAAAGGUGUGUGUGGUUUGACUUGGUCAGAUUUUAAGUAUUUAUCUUUCCUUAUCAGUCCCCCUCCUUUUCCUAUCCCUCCCCACCACAGUCUCUUUUGCUCUGUUUAGGGUUCCUACUGCUGGCUAUCUAGUCAUUACCAUUCUAAUACCAUUUAAGGUAGCUCUGCUGGGUUUAUGUUGAGCCCUACAAUCCAGUUUCUCUUUUAAACCUGGCUUCCUAAAUCAAGCUGACAAGCCAUUUUAUUUUUUAUUUUUCUCUCUUUUUUCAUUUCAACCACUCGCGAUUUAGAUCGGCUAGGGAGAUAUAAUGGGCGCUGGGUGCAGCCUCUGCCCGCAGGAGCCGGUGUUUUCGAGGUUUCCUCCUUUCCCGGCUGGACGUGCCUCCGCCGGGCACAGCACCUUGUGAAGGACUCCAGCCCCCACAGUUCCUUGUGCGCGCAUGCCCUUUCUUCUCACAGUUGUCAAAGUGCUUUUGCCAGAGCGGUCACCUAAUCAGCCUGAAAGAAGAAAAUAAAUACUGUACACUUUUACAUUUUAUCGAUCCUUAAACACUGGACACUCUAAGCUGCGCAAACCAUGCAGGAUGAUUUACUGAUGGACAAAAGCAAAACCCAGCCCCAGCCCCAGCAGCAGCGGCAGCAGCAGCAGCAGCAGCAGCCCCAGCCCCAGCCCGAGCCCAGCGCAGCCGACGCCCCGUCCACGCCCCUCUCCUCGGAGACCCCCACGCCGGACGACAGCAGCCCCGCCGCGGCGGCCCCGCCGGCCCCCAACGGCCCCGAGAAGAUGCAGCUGGAGUCGCCGCUCCUGCCGGGCUUGAGCUUCCACCAGCCCCCGCAGCAGCAGCCGCCGCCGCCGCCGCCGCCGCAGGACCCCGCCGCGGCGCCCGGCGCGUCGCCGCUGUCGCCGUCCUUCGGCAGCACCUGGUCCACGGGCACCACGAACGCGGUGGAGGACAGCUUCUUCCAGGGGAUCGCCCCCGUCAACGGGACCAUGCUCUUCCAGAACUUCCCGCACCACGUCAACCCCGUCUUCGGGGGCACCUUCUCCCCGCAGAUCGGCCUGGCGCAGACCCAGCACCACCAGCAGCAGCAGCCGCCGCCGCCCGCCCCGCAGCCGCAGCCCCCGCAGCCCCCGGCGCAGCCCGCGCCGCAGCCCCCGCAGCCGGCGCCACAGCCCCCGCCGCAGCGCCGCUCGCCCGCCAGCCCCAGCCAGGCGCCCUUCGCGCCCCGCAGCGCCGCCGCCGCCGCCGUCGCCGCCGCCGCCGCGGCGUACGGCCACCAGCCCAUCAUGACCAGCAAGCCGUCCUCGUCCUCGGCCGCCGCGGCCGCCGCCGCCGCAGCUGCCGCGUCCGCCUCGUCCGGCUGGAGCGCGCACCAGGGCGUGAGCGCCGCCGCCUGGAGCGCGCCCUCCGGCCCGUGGGGCGGCCUGCCCGCCGGCCGCGACCCCCGCCGCGCGGUCGGCGUGGGCGUGGGCGUGGGCGUCGGGGUGCCCUCGCCGCUCAACCCCAUCUCGCCGCUCAAGAAGCCCUUCUCCAGCAGCGUGAUCGCGCCGCCCAAGUUCCCCCGCGCCGCCCCGCUGCCCUCCAAGUCCUGGAUGGAGGACAACGCCUUCCGCACCGACAAUGGCAACAAUCUGUUGCCAUUCCAGGACCGGAGUAGGCCCUAUGACACUUUUAACUUGCACUCGUUGGAGAACUCCUUAAUGGAUAUGAUAAGGACUGAUCAUGAGCCUCUGAAAGGUAAACACUACCCUCCCAGUGGCCCACCAAUGAGUUUCGCUGAUAUAAUGUGGAGGAAUCAUUUUGCAGGACGCAUGGGAAUAAAUUUCCAUCAUCCAGGAACAGAUAAUAUUAUGGCACUUAACACCAGGAGCUAUGGGCGGAGACGAGGUCGGUCUUCUCUCUUUCCCUUCGAAGACGCCUUCCUGGACGACAGUCAUGGCGACCAGUCCUUGUCCUCUGGCCUCAGCUCCCCCACUCGCUGUCAAAACGGGGAGCGAGUGGAGCGCUACUCCAGGAAGGUGUUUGUGGGAGGCCUUCCCCCUGACAUCGACGAAGAUGAGAUCACCGCCAGCUUCCGCAGGUUUGGACCUCUCGUGGUGGACUGGCCUCACAAAGCCGAAAGCAAGUCAUACUUUCCUCCGAAAGGCUAUGCCUUCCUGCUGUUCCAGGAGGAGAGCUCCGUGCAAGCUCUGAUAGAGGCCUGCCUGGAGGAAGACGGGAAGCUGUACCUGUGCGUGUCCAGCCCCACCAUCAAGGACAAGCCGGUGCAAAUCCGACCGUGGAACCUAAGUGACAGUGACUUUGUAAUGGAUGGUUCUCAGCCUCUGGACCCCAGAAAAACUAUCUUUGUUGGGGGAGUUCCACGACCCCUUCGAGCUGUUGAACUGGCAAUGAUCAUGGACCGUUUGUACGGUGGCGUCUGCUAUGCUGGCAUCGACACGGACCCGGAGCUGAAGUACCCCAAAGGUGCUGGCCGCGUGGCGUUCUCCAACCAGCAGAGCUACAUCGCCGCCAUCAGCGCCCGCUUUGUGCAGCUCCAGCACAACGACAUUGACAAACGGGUGGAAGUGAAGCCAUACGUGCUGGACGACCAGAUGUGUGACGAGUGCCAGGGCACGCGCUGCGGGGGCAAGUUCGCCCCGUUCUUCUGUGCCAACGUCACCUGCCUGCAGUACUACUGCGAGUACUGCUGGGCCAGCAUCCACUCGCGCGCCGGGCGCGAGUUCCACAAGCCGCUGGUGAAGGAGGGCGGCGACCGCCCCCGCCACGUGCCCUUCCGCUGGAGCUGAGCCCGCGGCAGGCCUGGCGGCGACGACGGAGGAGGGAACCGAGAGGGCACCGCCUCAGGGCUUACCGUGUUCUGGAAAUCUGUGCAUUCGUUCUCGAUUUUUAAAGAAGAAAUGGGUCUUUUUAUUAUUAUUAUUAUUAUUAUUAUUUACAGUCAUAUUACUGAACUCCAUGUCCAGUAUAAUGCAGAACUGCAGAGUGUAUAACGGUACUGAUUUGCACUUUGAUUCACACCUUUUGUCUGCUUGGUACCUUCAUUUCUUCACACCUGACCUUGUCCCUCGUGACAGUACGUAGACUGCCAUUCUCAUCAGCGGCCAUCAGGCUGAUGUCUAUGGGGUUUUUUUGUUUGUUGCCGUUGUGUUGUUGUUGUUGUUACGAUUGUUUUUGAACUGGAGCAUGCACUUAUUUUCAGAAACUUAGAGCGUUGCCCCUAGGAGAAGACUCACCAAAGGGAACACUCGUGAGCAGGUGGCAGAUGUAGCAAAAACUUCACAACAAUUCAGCAAUCACUAGUUGGGGUCAUUUAGAGUAAGGGUAAUGCAACCCUUCAUGAAAAUAAGCCUUUAGUUGCUCUCUUAUCUUGACAUGUAAGGAUACCUCAUAAGCUGAAUCUUUAUUUUUUUUUUCCCCUUCACGUUUGAUUUUGUUUUGCUGAGGAUUUCAGUUAGAUCUCUUAGUGUUACGUAAAUUUAUGCUGCAAUAGCUUUUGCUGCUAUUAAACAUGGUAUUAUUAAUACCAUACUACUCUAUUCAGGCUAAGGUAUCAAUGAAUAAAACCCAACAACACACUGUCAGUGAUUUAGGGAUAGAACCCACUGCUGAAAGGAGAUCAGAAGAGACUUCAGGAGGCUUUAACGGAAGGUCACUAUUUCUGACUGCAUGUUUACUUAAUCAGGUUGCUGCAUGCAAUAAAUUUUAUAUCCAAUGUCUAGUAUGAAACCUUCCCACAAUGCACAAAUUAAGAAUCUAUAUAAGCUAUACAAUACUGAUUUUUUUAAACAAACAAAGAACAAGAUUUUUUUUUUUUUUCAUUCAAAGAAUUGGUAAUUGACUGGAGGAAGGCAUGCCUCAAUAAAUGGAAUGCUUCUGAAAUUAGGAAGAUCCCAUAACAGAAUGACCUAUAUUACAACCAAUAUACAACCUAGGUGUAGGAUAUUCUUAAAAGCAAAUUCGUGGAUGGUAGAUGAAGUACUUUGCGGUGCUCUGUUAUAUAUCGUGCAAUUUAUUUUAUAUAGUAAAGUGAUUAUGUCUAACUGUGAUCGAACUUAACUGUUUCAAAGCCUCUGUGUCAGACGUUAGUGAACUUGACAGUUCACAACUGGUAUACUCUUAACUAACACAUGAGCUCUUAGUUCCAAUCUCCUAGUGCUUGCACCAUUUUACUACAUAGCUUCAGACCUUGUCCAGAAAACCAAAGAGCUCAUCUUUAGCUUACAAACACUAGGAAUAUAUACAGUCUAUAGAGAUAAGUUGUCAGAUUGACAAGCUGGGCACACUUUAAGAGAAAAGUUGCGUGACGGUGAUGCUAAAGAAAUGUCUGUGCGAGAAACGAUGGCCUAGGGGGGAGGGGUCGGUUGUCUGGGUGAGACAUUCACUACUUAAUUCCCUGGAUUUAUCCUGUAAAGCUUGAAUAGAAUUAAGACCUGCUAAUAAAUACUACCGUGGACAUUUUUUUAGCAUUCACUCUUGGGCUGCAGAUAGUAAUAUAUAAACACACACGAUGAUUGUGAGACUGUGUAGAAUUUUUUUUUUUUUUUUAAUCUUCUUCCUAUGUUUUGGAAAUCUGGGGACAAUCUGACUGGAUAUGACACUGCAGACUAGGUUUAAAUCGCUGUUUUCCGUGCUGUGAUGUCCUUGUACCGUCUUAAGUUAAUAUUGCUUGUUUUGUUUCUCCAGUGUUUCAUUGCAAUUACCAGCUCUCAAAACCAUAGUUUGUUUCCAAAAAAAGGAAAAACAAAAUAGUUUUUUACUGGAUUAAAAAUGCUUAUUAGAAAUUCUCCCCUUUUGAGGUUACCUCUGGGCUUUUGGGUAAGAAUUGCUUUUUUCCAGCCCAGCUGUGGCUUUCUGUUGUUUGUUUUCUAUGUCUGUGGGUUUUUUUUCGUUUUAUUUUGUUUUUCAUCUGUAUAAGAAGUUUUGUUAUGCACUACUACUAUUUGUAUUCUAGACAGUUUUCAAAAGUUGGCUGAAGAUUUUUUUGUUUGUUUGUUUUUAAGGAAAAAGGCAUGCUUUCUGACUGACAUGAUCUUUUUGCAAUACCUCAAUUUUGAAAUAUAGGAGAGAAAAAUGAUAUUUUCUAAGUAUGUUUAUUCAGAAAAAUAUAUAUUAAUUUAAUUCUGCAAGAAAAAUGAUUUAACAGAUGGGUAACUUUAUUUUUUUCAUGCUUAUUUGUGUUUUUUGAAAAUGAAGAAGUUAGAGCUUUAUAACUAUAUUAAAGAUCAUAUCUAACCUACAGAAAUCUACCUAAUUAUAUGAGAGAAGCAAAACUUUUUGAAGAAGCACCCCUCUUUCAUGUACUAAAAUAACACUGAGAUUUAAAAAUAAAAACAAAAACAACAACAACAAAAAAAGCUGGAAGAUUGUACAGCAUAAAGCUUCACGUGAAAGCUUAACGUUGUCAUGAAUAGGUUACAAAAAAUAAACUCCAUUUUGGUGCUGAAAGUUGUGAAUAGAUGGUGGAAACUACUUUCCCUUAAUUUGUAUAUUUAUAAUCAAGCGUUGAUUGUGCACGACUGGCCAGGAUUGUGAAAGAAUUCUUCUGUUUGUAUUUUUUUAAAAAGAGAACUUUUUUAGUUUAUUAAAUUAUAACAUGUUCCCUUUUGUUUUGUAAAUAAAUGUGCCCCUCCUCCCCCGAGUUGUUAAUGUUAUAUUAAAAGAGAGGGUCCUUCAAAAAAAAUUAUUUUUUAAAAAACAGAGGUGUUCUGACCUGCAACUUGACUGGGAAGCCCCUGGGUAUCACAGGUCCUGUAGUGGCCUUUCCUUGAUGUGACACUUGAACUAGUCGAUUUUUUGAAGGCUAUAACCUAACCUCGACUCUUUGUUGUUAUGUGCAAUACUGUUUGUACUGUUUGUAUAAAAAAAAAUAGAAAAAAAAAGAAAAGAAAAAAGGCAUAAAUCUUUAUUGCAGAUUUAUUUUCAUUGCAAACUUUAGACAUUGUGAUUCACUGAAAUCAUUUUUCUACUGUCAAAUAUGUACCUUUUCUUCAUGCUGGUAUUUUUUCAAUAGUAAUGUAGCCUUUGUACUGAGACAAAUUUUCAUUGUUAUUUUUAGAGAGAUUUUUUGCUAAGAAAAAAAUUUAAACAUAUUUACAUAUUUUUCAUUUUAUUUCGUAUUUUCUUUAAGGAGUGCUUUCUCAAUCAUUAAUAAGAGUUGUUUCUGGGAGGGACUUUCAUAUCUGGUCAAUGUCAUAAUAUUAUUUUGUAUUUUUACUUGGAAUAAAUUAAUUUUAUGAUGCUAAUUCUUUAAAAGUUUAUUUUUUUCAUUUUCGGUUAUUUUUGAAGCUAAAAACCUUUGUAAUAUUGUUACUAAAGUGUCUAGUUUUUUGAAAUGCAAAGCUUUAUGUAUUAACUUGCUGAUGUGGUUUACAAUAGUGUGACAACAAUGAAAAAACGGUUGGUUAUGUAAAGAAUAAUUGGGUAAUAAAAUGACAGAAUGAGCAGAACAUGUGAGAUUUUUGACAAGCCUUUUCCUUUGUUACAGUGGUUUAGUGUGAGAUUAGGGAUGUCACAGUACAGUUCUCUAGGGAUGUCACAGUGGAUUUAUACAACACCAGGUGCAGCCGCGUCUGUGGCCCUGAUCACGGUCACCCUCGUGAGACACCACCAGGCUGACACCUGGCCAGGUCAACAGAACGACUCAUUGCUUCCCCCUCUGACUCUUCAUUAUGUUGUGUGUGUGUGUGUGUGUGUGUGUGUGAAUCUGCCCCCAACUGCUGUCCAUGUGUGAGUGAGACGAUGCCUUUUCGCCAGGCCACCCCUUUCCCCAUUCAUUCCCUGUGGUGACGUCUGAGAGUGAACAGAAGCUGCUGAGAGGACAGACCCCGCCUUCUGGGGAGUUAGAAGCGGAUCGCAGGGUCUCCCUGGUCCUGCACUCUCAGCCGUCAACCACGGUCGUGGACAGUCUCCGACUUCAUCGCCCUUCACCUCCCGCCUGCUCCCUGCUCUGGUGCCCCUUGUUUGUCCCCCCUCAUCGUCCCUCGCUGUGGCCACCCAUCUGGCAACCCUCUGAGCAUGAUCUGUCUGCCUUCCUGCUUCUUUUCCAAACACCCACCUCACCUCGGAGCUGUGCUGUGAAUGGCGGCGAGCCAUCAGAAUGGCACCUAAAAUUAAGACGACAAAAAAAAAAACACACACACAAAAACGACGACAUACGACUGCAGAACUGGUGUUGCGUAAACAGAACAUCCAAUGAUUUGCUCUAGAUCGAAGGUGUGUUUCUACCGGUCCUUGAUGGCCUCUUCCGGCCCCGCUGCCCGGGAGGCGGGGCGGUCCAUGGCUCGGAGAAACGGCUGUCCAGCGUUGGCUCUCGGUAUGCUCUCUGUGUUCAGUUUUGUAAAUACUAUAUAGAUUAGAUCAAGUCGUGAUGUAAAAUUUUAACUCACAGUGGGUAUUCCUGGUUGGAAUUUUACAUUAACUCACCGAUAAGUGAUUAGGAACAGAAGAAACGAAAUUGGAAAAAAUUCUCGCUUAGUGGUAUAAAGAUUACGCUUAGAUUUCUGCUUCUAACUUGUGUUUUAUAGCUUGUGUAGUGAGGCAUGGGCUAAUGCAGAAUGUAUUGCAUCGAUGCAAUUAGCAAAAUAACUGCUAGUUUUCAUUUUAUCUCUUAUUGUAUUAGCAACACAAUGGUAUUUAACUGGGUAAGGCUCCUACCUACCUAUUUGAGUAUUGUGACAUCUCUACUUGCAAGGUUUGAGUGAAAGAUUAGUCACAGAUUAGUGAAAACAAACAAAAAAAAAGUGUCUUUUUGUUAAAACUGGCUUAUGUGUAUGGAUUGUUGCUUUUUCGCCUGUUUGGUAUGUCAGCUAACAUUUUCUGUUUCUUUUAUUGUU
Pipistrellus kuhlii (Kuhl's pipistrelle) is the source of this 7961-nucleotide messenger RNA. It is a transcript of the gene CPEB3, whose product is annotated as cytoplasmic polyadenylation element binding protein 3. Gene Ontology annotation, molecular function: ribosome binding; mRNA regulatory element binding translation repressor activity; mRNA 3'-UTR binding. The coding region runs from base 702 to 2915 and encodes 737 amino acids. Gene Ontology annotation, cellular component: synapse; cytoplasm; nucleus. The record is from RefSeq and is a predicted model, not a curated record. The transcript is spliced from 11 exons. Gene Ontology annotation, biological process: negative regulation of cytoplasmic translation. NCBI's taxonomy places the organism in Eukaryota, Metazoa, Chordata, Mammalia, Chiroptera, Vespertilionidae.